Nicotiana tabacum (common tobacco) is the source of this 429-nucleotide messenger RNA. The record is from RefSeq and is a predicted model, not a curated record. Lineage: Eukaryota; Viridiplantae; Streptophyta; Magnoliopsida; Solanales; Solanaceae.
AUGGAUUGGUUGUCCCCGUACCACGCCAUUCUUGAUUGCUAUGCCAAGGCUGUGACCUUGGCAAUGCCUGAGUUACCCAGAUUAGAGUGGAGGGGUUCGUCUGUCGGUGAGCGUAUUAAGGUGGAUCCCAUGAAGAUUGAGGCAGUCCAAGGUUGGUCUUGUCCCACCACAUCGAUCGAGAUCAGGUGUUUCAUGGGGUUAGCAGGUUAUUAUCGUCGGUUUGUGGAGGACUUCUUGUCUAUUGCGGUGCCCUUGACUAGACUGACCCAGAAGGGUGCUCUGUUCAGAUGGAACGAUGAUUGCGAUGCGAGCUUUCAGAAGCUCAAGACCGCUUUGACUACAUUACCAGUGUUACUGUUGCCCUCCAAUUCAGGGAUGUAUACCGUGUAUUGCGACGCUUUACGCGUUCGCUUGGGUUGUGUAUUGUGA